UAAAGAGAUCCAAUAGCAAAUCAAAAUCGACUUCUCUCCUUCUCUCGCUCAACAACCAAACUCAGCGAGUCAAUGAGAAGGACACAAACGACCUCAAAUAAGGACUAUUCUUAACAUUCUCAACGCUUCAUCCCCCUUUUCAGCCUCACAUAAGUAGUGCAAGAAGUUUUUUCUUUUAUCUCUUAAACUUGUUUGUAUUAAUUUACACCACAGCGGCCAGUGCGCCUCUCCUUAGUUAAUUUUUGUUUGUUCAUUUUUAUGUUGGAUGAAUUUAAGUUGUAUUUAUUCGUUGUUGUUAUAGUUUCCAGAGAAAAGGUAUAGGCGGACUUUUUAACGGGUCCUUUCUCACAGCAGUGGGCACGUCAAUCUUUUAUUGUUUGGCAAAUCCUUUAAAUCAAUAAAAAGGAAAAGAAAAUGAAAAUUCCUUCACAAUCAAUAAAACUUUCCAACGAUAGGCAUAAUGAGAAGGAUGUUAGUGGAAACCUUUACUGUCAACUGCCACCUGAAAAAGGAUGGUUAAUCAUUUGCCAGAGCCUUCGGUACUAUGCUUUCAUCUUCAGUUUAAUAUGUCUUCUUUCUUUUUGCUAACCUGCAGCCUAAAAAUAAAAAGGCCACUUAAAGCGACAACAACAGCAACGAUAAAAAUAAAUAGCAAAUUUCCUCUUUCCCUUUCUGUCCUACUCAUUCCACACUUUUGGCCAGGAGCCUAAUGAAAAAUCACACUUACAGUCUGCGGCCUUAACUGGAAACCUUAUUGUAAAUGAAAUCAAGAAAAGGGGCACAAAAAAUAUGUCACCAUGUAAAAAGUUUAAAGCAUACAUUCACAAAAUUUCACACCUUGUUUUGUAUUUUGUUUUUGUUUUUUUUUUACUUUGAAAAGCACAAAUUGUUGAGCAGAUAUAUCUCUAAAAAUAUGUAUAAUGCUAUUUCGUAUCAUAGACAUUCAUCCAUUAAAAAAAACGAUAAUAUAAAAAAACCAUUUGAAAGGGCUAAGAACAAUGAAUAUCUUUAAAUUUUUCUAAGGAUAUUCGUUGUUAGUUAGUUUAUUUCAAUAUAACGUAACGUAGCCUAAUUUAACGUAACGUAAUGUAAUCAUAAUGUAUUGUAGAAUGUCACAACUUAUUUAUAAAACUACUAUGCACACUACUUCCUCUGUCUUCCAUUGUAGAUUUUAGUUAAAUAUAUGAUUAAAUUUAUUUAUUUAUUUAUUUAUUACUUAUUUAUUUUGUAAUUUAUUUAACACAAUGAAACCACAAACACACACUGAAACUCUCUAUCUCUGUCUUUUAAUCUUUGUUUCUCUUUAUGCACUGUCUUUCUUCAUCUAUCACUCCGUUACUAAGCAAAAAGAAAAAAAUUACUCUCUAAAUUGAAGGCGGCAGUUAGUUCACUCUUUGGCUGAAAAAAGACGAUUGAAAUGUUAUGAAACCUUUGAUAUGUUCUGAAAAUAGCUUGUAUAAUUCAUCUAGUUCAAUAACGAAAGUUGAACUUGGAAAAAUCCUGGCAACAUAAAAACCAUUGACAACUUACAAAAUUGAGGAUAUCAUAAAGGAAGAAAGUUACAAAGCUAUGCAGUGAAAUGAAUAUCAAAUAUUUAUUCCCAAAUAUUUUUGUUUUGCUGGGUUCUGAUAUUUUUUCCUACAAAUCGACGUUUACCCAAUCCUAUUGCAGUAAAUUACGCCAUGAUGUUUUUCGAAGAUAAAAAUUUACUGAAAUGACUGAAGAAUUUUGAUAUCAUGACGUAUAACACAGGAUUGGAAAUAAGAGUUUUGCUUGAGAAAAAUCUUGAGUGCAGUUUUUUGUGUAAACAACACAGUUCACUUUCUUCAAAAUUGAGCUACAGAUCUUAAAGAACUUGAUCGACAGUUUAUGUAGCGAAUUAUUUGGGUAUAUAUACUAAAUUCAGGUGGAAUAUUAACGUGCUGCCUGCCACCAUAUGAGUACCAAACAGAAAGCUGCCAUAAAUUAAACUGUAUUUGAGAGAAGUAGCUAAAAGACAAUAUUGUUUGCUUAAGGAAGUAAUUCAAUAAAUUUACUGAUUUUCGUAAAAAAGGCGACUUUUCAAUAAUCGCUAUAUUUAAUUCCCCAAAACGGGUACUGAACCGGGAGGUCGAUUGUAAUAAUAAGCUUAAGGAAUAUAAUUCACUGAAGAAAUAAAGGAAAGCUCUCUGUAUGACCUGGUGAAUAGAAUAAACAAAGUUAAAUAUAAUGAAGAAGUGAAAUUAAUGAAAUUGGUUCAGACAGUGCUCUUCAAUUGACAUAUCAGUUGAUUUAACAAAACACAAGCAAUGCAGUCACUUAUUCAAAAGUAGGCUACACCUUACAUACAUCAAUGGUAAUAUUCAUUAAACCAAUCGAUCAAUUGAACAAAAAGAAAAUCGUGUUCAUGUAAUGAAUAAACUGAUUCACUGAAUAAUGCUGUAGUUCAACUGUUGUUAUUGAGUUAUCAAAUAAAUUAACUCUUCUUUUAAUGUAAUUACAGCUUCAAUUAGAUCUUUAGCAACCAAGCUUUUUUAAACAUACAAGGUAUAUAAAAUACGGACAAUAAAACAAUCCAAUUUUUUUUUAAUGUUUCUCGUUUCUCGAAGCCUAAAUUCGUUAGCUGCAACAAAUAAAAUUAGCCCACCACUUAAAAGUAUUGGUUUAUUUCCUUUAAUAACCACGGCAAAAAGAUUUUCCAAUGUUUGGGCUGAGCAUUACAAUGAAAAUAUAUUCUCACACAACAUUAGAAAAAUCAGCCAUAAUUUCAUUCUUUCUUUUUUUAUAAUUUUUUUAUUUCCUGACAGUCCAAAUCUGCUUUCCUAUGCGCCGAGAAUACAAAAACUUCACAUACACAAAACAACUCCACUUUUCCUUUAAAAAACCGCAUAAAACACAACAAAUUGUAAUUUCUUCAUUAAUAUUACUAUACACAAUUUGUCCUUUUUCCCUUGCUAAAGAAAGUAAAACAAAAUGUGUUAUUAUUUUCUUUUCUUUUUUUGCUAACAAAAAUAAAACAGAGAUAUCCUAAACAAACAUUUGAAGAAUCAAAAGAAAAUAGAAAUUAUUUUGAAAAAUAUAAACAAUUUAUGUGUUUUAUUCAAUAAAUAAUAGAGUGCAUACGCAAUUGGUUUAAAGUCUUAAAUGUGAUUAAAGAAAAAGGCGUGGUUUAGCUUAUACACCUCAACGCCCCCUGACUUAAGAUCGAAUCAACGAAAACAAACAGUCGUAACAAAAAUUGGAUGCCAAGCAUUUUUCAAGCGUUUGUUUGUCUCCACACAUAAUUUUUCCCUCCAUCCUUAGUGUCCCCUAUCCUCGAAGAGAUAAAAACAAGAAAACAACCUUAAGGAGAAAUAAAUAAUUGCCCUACAUAUAUUUUCCAAUGCCAAAAUGUAGCUACCCGUUUGUCGCAUUCAGUGAUGCGGGUUGGAUGAGUUUUUCUUCAUUUUUUAUUUUCCUUAUGGAUUGUUAUAAAAGCAUUCUGUUUGAGGUAAUUUGUUGCUUCUCAACAAUCACCUUCCUUGUAAUUUUUUCUUUGCUUCCGCCUUUUAUUCUUCCUUCGCAUCUUCUUCUCUCUGCAUGGUUCUUUCGCCAAAGUAUUUCCCUAUGUUUUCUGAACUACGCCUAUUUUCUUCCCUAACACUCACACAUUUUUCUUCCAUCACCUCCCUGGAGAGCAUCAUUGCACACAGAUGAACACCAAGAAAAAAGCGAAUUGAAGCACAAUAUUAUUGACAUGACGAGCGACGCCUUCCAGGAGCGAAAUAAUCAGUUUGUUGAUGCCAUUUUUGCCCGUAUCAAUCGUAUCGUAUCGGAUAACUAUGAUCCAUUUGUUGUGCAACUCACUGGUCGUUCCGCCUCGGCGAGUCAUGAUGUGAAACACCACGCGGGCACAGGAGCAACAUUGACGAAAGCAUCGGCCAACCCUAACCGAACAAAAGGCCAACAAAUCACCCAUAAAACAAAAACCUCAAAACCACAGACCACCAACAUAUCAAUUAAGAAAUUAAAAAACACAAAAUCGGAACCACGUAGUGCCAGCGUAAAUAAAGACAACAUGGAAAGUUUGCCAACGGGCAGUCAACAGGGUGAAAAAACCAAAUUGCAACUACAAUUGGAGCAAUUGCAGGCACAACAGCAAACCCUGAAAGCCACUGAACAAAUUGGAAAUAAUGUCGCUGCCCAAACUGCACAAAAAAGUGAUACAACACCCAACACAGACGUUGGCGGCAGCACAGGACUGAAACCGGAAACUCGCAAUGUGCAUGUCAACGACGUUGUAAAAUCAGGAAAUCAGAAGAAAAGCUCGACAAAGGCUCACAAACAACCAAGUGGCACUAAAAAAGUUCAUAAUACUAACUCAGCCGCGACGGGAGCAACAGCAGCAUCCUCGUCAACGGGGACAAAUAACAAACACAAGCUAAAAACCAACAACAAAAAUACUAAGGAUAGCGGUGAUUUUCAAAAGGCCGAAGGCAGUCUAUCGGGAUUGGCCUCAUUGAAGCGAGUCGGAAAUGUUAAAGUGGUGACCGACCCGGAAGGUCGCAAUUCCACAAUUAAGGCUAAAUUCACUUUGGGACCAUUAAUGCUGCGCGUCGAAAAGUCAUUCAAACGUGGCGGCGUGGAAAACGUUAAAAGUGCAACAGCUCGCACCAAUGAAAUGAUCGGCCGCAUAAAAUUUGGCGUAGUAAAUGAUCGUGCUACUCUAAUGUCAAUAAAAGUACAGCAGCCUAAACAGGUCGAAGUGGAGAGCAAGGAUAACCAUGACCGCACAAGGGAGUUCGUUUGGCGUCGCACACCCAAAAUUGCCAAAUUGGUCAACGAGAAACUUAAAAUGGCUGCAGAAUCUUUUUUUGCCCCACAAGGAGUGGAAGUUGUGAGAUUGUAAGGCGUUUGCUGUAACUGGGCAUUGAUCAAAGGAGACCCAUACCGACAUACUGCCACACACAGAUAAAUUCAAAUAAUCAACACAAAAAUCUCCUUAUUCUGGAUAGUAUAUUCCCCACUUAAUUGAAUACCAUAUUGACGUUACAAAUGUAUCGAUUUAACAACUUUCUACUUCACAAUCCAGAUUGAAGGAAUAAAAAAAAACAAAAGCAGCAAGCAGCCUCCUUGAGAUGUUGUCGAAUGUCGACAUGAAUUUGUAGUUUAAUUUUAAUAAAUUGCAUAUAUUUACUAAUAUUAUCAUUUAAAUUUAGCCGAUCUAAGUAAUUUAUUAAACAAAUACUACAUUGUGUAAUGUAAAAACUAUUUAUUAUUUAUUACAACAUGCAUUAU
Molecule: messenger RNA, 5256 nt
Organism: Stomoxys calcitrans (stable fly)
Lineage: Eukaryota; Metazoa; Arthropoda; Insecta; Diptera; Muscidae
Gene: ect
Product: nucleolin
Exons: 5
Coding region: 3716-4867 (383 amino acids)
Source: RefSeq, a predicted model, not a curated record